This is a messenger RNA of Cylas formicarius (sweet potato weevil), 4030 nucleotides long. RefSeq names its product mucin-2-like. The record is from RefSeq and is a predicted model, not a curated record. The coding region runs from base 37 to 2949 and encodes 970 amino acids. NCBI's taxonomy places the organism in Eukaryota, Metazoa, Arthropoda, Insecta, Coleoptera, Brentidae. The transcript is spliced from 2 exons.
GCGGGUUCUGUGUUUUUUAAUAGGAAUGCGAAUAUUAUGAAAUUGAACAAUAUCACCGUUGUCGUAGUACUUGUGAUCGUCUGGCAAUGCAUCGCAGAGCACACAGAAAGUACCACCUAUGGAGAGUUAAUUAGAAAAUCCUUAUCAAAGAAAAAAGCAACAUCCGCUGGGUAUAUCGUACCGUUUCAUGACGAACAAAUAUUAGCCACAAGCAACCCUUCAGAAUUAUCGCAGCAAUAUGGUUACGAAGAAACAAUAUUACAAGAUAGAUUAACAAAUACAACUAUAAAAUCGAAAGCUAACCCGGUUGAUAAAUCUCCGCUACCGUUGCAGCCGUUCCGUGAAGAUUUUGAUGGUGUUGAUUCAAGUAAACCAAAGCAAAUAAAACGAAAUACACAAACAUCAGAAUUCAAGCUUUUAGUAUUACAAGACAACUUAGACAAACCAUUUGCACAUUCAAAACAAACUACAUCAGGAAAAAUUUCGAGCAACUUCAGAAUUGCUAGAGAAUCAUCUAGAUUCAAUACUCCAUAUUCUUUUAUACCAAGUAAACAGCAUUUGCCAUUGAGCAAAAUAAAUUCUAAGUUACCGCUACCUGUUAAAACUAAGUCCACACAAGCAAAAAACGUUUCUCAAAUACAGGGAUUCAGCUCACCAAUUAUCGCCCCGCUAGGGUUGCUAACGCCAGCUAGAAGUUACUUAGCUCCUAAUUUUACUACUAAGCUCCCAAAUGUGUUAUAUACUUCUACACAAAGUCGAGCAUAUUUGCCACCAAGAAUCCCUCAGAAACAAAAACACACUUCUAAACCUUCACUCCUAUCUCCAACGCCAUUUUAUUCAGCUUCUAGUAAAGUGCACUCACCCCCACUAAAUUUAUCGACUUAUAAAUCGUCACCAGUACCGAGUAGAAGUGAAUAUACAAAUACACUACCAAAAUUUGUAACCAAGCCAACACCAAUUUUAUUGUCGAGAACAUUAAAUUUAAAUAUUAGUUCAGCAUCAAUUCCUAAACGCCCGACGAUACCGCAACCUUUAGAGUCAAAAUCAGCAAACCUAAACUCUAUAUCAACAACUGCCACAAAUUUUACUUUGCCGUUAUCUGUAAUUUCUCGAAUUUCUUCGACUCCUGGUAAUUUGCAUUUACCACCCCUAAAUUUUUCAACCUCAAAGGUUCCCAAAAAACAGUCCACUUUCCCGCCGAAAUUAACUACCUCAAGACCGAUAACAUCAACUCCUAAAACUAGUAAUGCAUUUUUACCACUACUUAAGUUGCCAACUCCUAAACCGCAAACAAUAUUUAUUAGAAGCAAACAGACAACCUCACCAGCAUCCUCUAAAAGUUCAACUUUAUUGCCUGGCUUCUAUUCUACUCCUAGUAAUGCGUAUUUACCCCCAGUGAAGUGGUUAGCUCCAAAAUCGUUAACAAUAUUUACUACAAGCGAACACCCCACUACACCUUCACCUCUUAUAAAUCCCAUAGUUUCAACCAUACUGCCAAGUGCGUUAUAUUCUACUCCUGGUAAUGAAUAUUUACCACCACUGAAGUUGUCAACUCAUAAAUCUGCAACGAUAUUUACCACAACCGAACGUACAACUACCGUCACACCUUCUACAACUUCCAAAGCUUCAACUCUACAUCCCACUGCAUUAUACUCUAUUCCUGGUAAGACAUAUAUACCACCAUUAAACUUGUCAUUCGGUAAAUCGUCAUCCGGAUUGGUAACUACAAGAAAACACACAGCUCAUACAACCCCUACAUUUACCACAUCCAAAAGUUCACAUUUAUUGCCUGGCAUCUAUUCUACUCCUGGUAAUACAUAUUUACCACCACUGAAGUUGUCAAAUCGCAAAUCGUCCACGAUAGUUACUACAAACGAACACACAACUACACCCGCAACUUUUACAAAUUCCAAAGCUUCAACCAAAUUGUCAACUGCGUUAUAUUCUCCUUCUGGUAAGGUAUAUUUACCACCUUUAAAUUUAUCAUCCCUUAAAUCGUCGUUCAUGUUGGCAACUACAAGAAAACACACAACUUCUACAACACCUACACCUACCACCUCAAAAAAUUCAACUCUAUUUCCUGGCUUCUAUUCUACUCCCGGUAAAGCUUAUUUACCACCACUGAUGUGGUCAACUCCAAAAUCGUCAACGAUAUUUACUACAAGCCAACACCCAACUACACCUGAACCUUUCACAAAUUCCAAAGCUUCAACCAUACUGCCAAAUGUGUUAUAUUCUACUCCUGGCAGUGAAUAUUUACCACCACUGAUGUUGUCCACUCCUAAAUCCUCAACGAUAUUUACUUCAAGCGAACGCACAACUACCGCCGCACCUUCCGCAACUUCCAAAGCUUCAACUCUUCUGCCAACUACGUUAUAUUCUACUUCUGGUAAGGUAUAUUUACCACCAUUAAACUUAUCAUUCCCUAAAUCAUCAUCCGUAUUGAUACCUACAAGAAAAUACACAGCUCAUACAACACCUACAUCUAACACCUCUAAAAGUUCUUUAUUGCCUGGCUUCUAUUCUACUUCUGGUAAUGCAUAUUUACCACCAGUUAAGUGUUCAACUCCUAAAUCGUCAACGAUAUUUACUACAAGCCAACACUCAACAACACCCGAACCUUUCACAAAUUCCAGUAAGGUAUCUUUACCACCAUUAAAUUCAUCAUCCCCUAAAUCGUCGUCCUUGUUGGCAACUACAAGAAAACAUACAACUCCUUCAAGACCUACACCUACCACGUCAAAAAGUUCAACCUUAUUGCCUGCCUUCUAUUCUACUCCUGGUAAAGCAUAUUUACCACCACUGAAGUUGUCGAUUACUAAAUCCUCAACGAUAUUUACUACAAGCGAACACACAACUACUCCCACAACUUUUACAAAUUCCAAGACUUCAACCAUACUGCCAACUGCUUUAUAUUCUACUUUUGGUAAGACACCUUUACCGCCAUAAAACUUAUCAUUCCCUAAAUCGCCAUCCCUGUUGGUAACUGCAAGAAAAUACACAACCCUUACAACACCUACAUAUAUCGCAUCUAAGAGUUCAACUUUAUUGCCUGCUUUCUAUUCCACUCCUGGGAAAGCGUAUUUCCCAUCAUUAAAGUUGUCAACCCUCAAAUCUCCAACAAGAAGCGAAUACGCAACUACACUAGCACCUUUAACAACUUCUACUCUGACGUCAACAACCCUGCCACGGAUGUCGACAAUUCCUAGAGCUUCAAUUUUAGUUUCUGUACCUUCUAUAAUUUCUUCUACUUCUGGUAAUAUGUAUUUGCCACCACUUGAGUUGUCUACCCCCAAAUCGCCUAAGAUAUUGAAUAAAACCGAACACACAACUACACCGAUACCUGAAUUUACAAUUUCCGAAAAUACAACUUUAUCGACAUUUUAUUCUACCCCUGGUACGGAGUAUUUACCACCUCUAAACUUAUCAAUCCCCAAAUUCUUAAACAUACUGCCAACUUCCGAGACACACCCAACCUUAGGGUCAGAAUAUUCAACUUUGCCAACAGCAGAGAUAACUAAAACUGUUCCGACUACACUACCAGAUACCACUAUAGCAUCGGUAGAAACUGAUUCAAAUUUUUCAACCGUUGACAUUGAUAGUUCAAGUUCUAAUUCCGAUUCUACCUAUCUAUCACCGUUUAGGUCACCUUCUCUCAGGGCAGUGCAGGAACUUUCGCUUGGUUCAUUGCACGAACCCAUCGAAGCAUCAAAUUAUUUUAAUCUUUCGUCCACCGCAUUAAAUUUGACAAAUGUUCUGCUUCCUCCUCGAUAAAUCCAAUUGCUCUAGGGCAUAUGGAUAUGUUAACAAUAAUCUUUUUGAAUGGUUGGUCAGAUAAUAAUGUUGGUUACAUGGGUGGGCAUUUUUUUGCGAUUAUUUUUGUACAAUUAAAAUUAACGUAGUGUUGACCAACUUGAAAAUGUGAUUUUUUGUGAUUAGAGUUAACUAUUUUGGCGGUUGCCAUAAUAAUAAUAUAAAUUAGGUCUAAUAAUUCUUGAUGAUUGAGAAGGAGCUUUAUAUUUUAAUUGGU